Messenger RNA from Clunio marinus, 2111 nucleotides. The record is from the annotation of a GenBank genome assembly. Lineage: Eukaryota; Metazoa; Arthropoda; Insecta; Diptera; Chironomidae.
AACGUCAAAGAGUGUAGUCGACUUAUUGAGGAUGGGAAGAAAUAUUCAGUUAUCUGUAAUAAUUGUGAUGCUCGUUAAUUAUUCAACGUCAUUUCUGACAUUUCCAAUGAGUGGUAGAACUUUCCUGGAUUCUUUUUUGAGAUCGAUUUCACCUAAUGAGAACAUUCUAGAACAUGAUUUCAUGAAGUACGCCGUUCCUGGACAUCAAUGCUAUCGCGAAUGUUCUACAAAAAGUCAAAAAGUCUGCUAUUUUAAAUUUCAACUUGAGUAUUAUCAAGUCUUAGGAGGUGCGUGCAAUGAUUGUGCGAAAGGAAAUCAAUCGCAAUGUUUCCAUGAUCAAUGUGUUACAGCUGAUGGAUAUGAGCGUGGAUUUUUAUCAGUGAACCGUCAACUUCCUGGUCCACCAAUUUAUGUUUGCAAAGAUGACAUUGUUGUUGUUGAUGUGAAUAAUCAGAUGGAUGGAACAGCAACAACUAUUCAUUGGCAUGGCUUGCGACAAGUGGGAACACCAUUUUCGGAUGGAGUUCCAUUUAUUACACAAUGUCCAAUCUAUUAUGGAACAACAUUCAGAUAUGCAUUUCAUGCUCGAGAUCCCGGAACGCAUUUAUACCCCAGCCACUCAGGUCAACACAAAGCGAAUGGAAUUUAUGGCCCAAUUGUUGUGAGAACGGAGAAAGAAGAUUCGCCUUUGUACGACUUCGAUCCGCCAGAUUUUAUCAUGUUAGCAGCUGAUUGGAUGCAUGUUUACGCUGAACAAUAUUUUCCUGGUUUAACCAGCAAGUUAUCGAUUUUUGAGAGUCUUCUUAUCAAUGGACGUGGCCGUUUCUUGAAUAAAACAACUUGCCUUUUCUCUGAUGCCCCACUGACAAUCUAUAACGUCGAGCAGUUCAAGCGCUAUCGCUUUCGUGUCAUAAAUGCCGCAUCAAACGUGUGUCCAUUUCAAUUACAAAUUGAGAAUCACGAGAUGAUGAUAAUUGCGAGUGAUGGAUCAAGUUUCAAACCCGUGAAAGCUGACACGUUGUUUUUCAUAUCAGGUGAACGUUAUGACAUUGUUGUAGAUGCUAAUCGAGAUGAAGUGAGAGACUAUUGGGUUAGAAUACGAGCAAUGCCACCAUGUACAAAGGAGAUUGAAGAAUUCGCUAUUUUACGUUAUCACAAAGAUCCUGUUAAAGAUCAAGCUGUCGAUUUUAAUUUCAACGAUCGUAAACCUCCUGGCUGGCUCGAUGUCUUUCCUGAUGGAAGAUAUUUCAAUUCACCAAGACCCGAUUUAAUGGGAAUUAAGCUUUCGACAGUAGAAGGAAAUGUUAUUGAUAAAAGAAUCACUCAUGCAGAACCUGAUUAUUCAUUUAAUUUGUUUAUUGGAACACCUCAAUUAGAGAAUGAAGUUUUAUUCUCUGGAAAUAACACAAUUAAAUUUAUGGUGACAUCAGCUAAAGCCAACUACAAUAAUGUUGGGGUUUUCAAUAAUAUCAGUCUUACUCUACCUCACAUUUCUCUUUUAUCCCAACCGAGUGAAAUCGAUGAGAAUAUGUUUUGUGAUAAAAACAAUUAUAGAGAUAAAGAGUGCAUAGAAAAUUCAGACAUUUGUCGGUGCAUUCACCGAAUAAAAGUUCAUCUUGGAUCAAUUGUUGAGCUUAUUCUUUUUGAUAUUCAUGACACAUUGACACAUCCAUUUCAUUUGCAUGGUCAUAAAUUCUAUGUUAUGGAUAUGGGAAGUUUCAAAACUCAUAUGAAUGUCGAAAAAAUUGUGAGAAAUGACGUUCCAUCUGAUAGCAAAGAAACUAAUGAAACACCACCUCAUAAAGAUACUGUUUUGGUACCAAAUCCAGGAUAUAUUCGAGUAAGAUUUCGAGCUGAUAAUCCAGGAUUUUGGUUGGGACAUUGUCAUUUCGAUUGGCAUUUGGCUAUUGGUAUGGCUGUAAUUUUUCAAGUGGGAGAACUUAAUCAAAUGAAAAAAGAACCGAAAGGAUUCGGGGAAUGUAGGAGUUAUUUGCCAAGGCAUUUUUAAAUAUCUAUGUAAUGUGUUCAAAUAAAUUUCUGGUAAUGAAAUUAUUUCUGAUAAAAUAACAUUUGUUUUUACAUUUAAAUUAAUAAAUAGUUAAAUCAAUAAG